Schistosoma haematobium is the source of this 1944-nucleotide messenger RNA. RefSeq lists its product as uncharacterized. The record is from RefSeq and is a predicted model, not a curated record. NCBI's taxonomy places the organism in Eukaryota, Metazoa, Platyhelminthes, Trematoda, Strigeidida, Schistosomatidae. The transcript has 7 exons. The coding region runs from base 1 to 1842 and encodes 613 amino acids.
AUGAACAAAUCAUCAACAACAAUCAAUGUUAUUGGAGUUGGUCUUCCAAGAACAGGAACGAGUAGUUUGAAAACUGCAUUGGAAAUACUUCUCUCUCAACCAUGUUAUCAUAUAAUUGAAACGAUGACGAAAAAUCAGUAUGAUGUUGAUAGAUGGCAAAAAUUGUUCAAUGAAGCUCGAAAGACAAACCCAAAUGAAAUGGUGAUACACAGAGGUUUGAAUGAAAUACUGAAUGGUUAUGCGUCAGUGACAGAUAUUCCAGCAUGUGGAUUUUAUAGGGAACUAAUGACUGUAUACCCUUACUCGAAGUUUGUAUUGACGAUUCGUGAUAAAAACGACUGGCUGUCAAGUCUACGACAAACAAUAUUGCCGAAAACCAGUCAUUCACACACACUAGUGGUGGAAAAAGUCAAGCAUAUACUGGGACUUGAUGCGCGAUUCGUUAAAAUGGCAUUUGAUUCACUGACAUUCGCAUUUCGUAAAGGUGAAAUUGACUUUGAUGAUGAUGCGGUGCUAUUAGAAUGUUUCGAUGAAUAUAACGAAUUGGUAGUUGAGAGUAUACCAUCAAGUCGCCUUCUAAUACAUAAACUUGGAGAUGGUUGGGAGCCCUUGUGUAAGUUCUUGAAUGUGAAUGUACCUCGCUGUGUACCAUAUCCUCAUGUCAAUGAUCGGAACGAAACACAGAAGCGUGUUGAUUUGCUCAAAGACAUUGACAAUUCAACAUCACUGUUGUUUAUUGGAGCUGAUCUACCCAGAACAGGAACGACGAGUAUGGAAGAAGCACUGGAAAUAAGUCACUCUCAACCAUGUGAUCAUGUGACUGAAAUUGUGACCAAGAAGCAUUGUGAUGUUAGCAAGUGGCAGACACAAUUCGAUGAAGCUUUCAACACGACGUUCGAUGAAACAAUGAUACACAGAGGUUUGGGUGAAAUGUUGGAUGGUUAUGUAGCUUUGAGCGGUGUUUCGGCAUGUGCGUUCUACAGAGAGCUGAUGAUUAUAUAUCUGAAUGCAAAGGUCAUAUUGACUGUAUGCGAUAAAAAUGCUUGGUUCUCUAGUGGACGACGGUCGGUAUUGCCAAGAGUUGAAAUUAUGUCGGAAACUCUAACAUCAUUAUUAGUUAUUGGAGCUGGUCUGCCAAGAACCGGAACGACCAGUAUGAAAAAGGCAUUGGAAAUAAUUUACAAUCAACCUUGUUAUCAUGGUUAUGAACUUGUGACCAGAAAACAAUGUGACAUUGCUAAAUGGCAAAUGCUUGUCGAUGAAGUACGAACGACACGUAGUGAGGGGAAGAUACAUAAAUGUUUGAGUGAGAUAUUGGAUUGUUAUGUGGGUGUGACUGAUGCUCAAUCAUGUGCAUUCUACAGGGAGCUGAUGAGUACAUAUCCUGAUUCAAAGGUUGUACUAACGGUUCGCGAUAAAAACGAUUGGUUGGCUAGUUUCCGACAAGUGGUCAUGCCUAAAUCAGAUGAUCCACGUAAAAUACACAUGGAUGAGGGGAAAAGACGUGCAGGGAUCCCCAUUGAAUUGGACAUACUGCUUACUGAUUCAUUGAAACUAGCAUUUCAGAAGGAAGAUAUUGAUUUUGAUGAUGAUGCAAUGUUACUUGAAUGUUAUGAAAAAUAUAUCAAAGCUCUUCAGGAAAAUAUACCAUCCGAACGCCUUCUAGUACAUCGAUUUGGAGAUGGUUGGGAACCAUUGUGUAGAUUCUUGAAUGUGGAUGUACCAGCUAACAUAUCAUACCCCGAGGCUAAUAAUCAGUCUGACUUGCAAAGGCUACGGGAAUUAAUAAAAAAGUGUGGAUCGAUUAAGGAAGUAGCUAGAAUGCAUCCAAGAAUUAUAUGAAAUUGAAUUAAACGCCUAAUGUGUUAAACCCUGAUGUUAUUAUCAGCUAACAAAUAAAUUGUCAUAAAGCUUUGACAUCUAUCUUCUUAUUGACAAUCAUAG